GUCACACGUCUUUCAAGUGACGUCAAAGUGUCUGCAGGUGCUGGAAGAGGCGCAGUAUUGGCGUAAGUGACGCUUAAAACGGCUUUUACGAUGGCUUCAGCUACAGAUAACCGUUAUGGACAAAAGGAGUCUUCCGACCAGAACUUUGAUUACAUGUUCAAAAUCCUGAUCAUCGGAAACAGCAGUGUUGGAAAGACCAGCUUUCUGUUUCGUUAUGCAGAUGACUCCUUCACACCAGCAUUUGUCAGCACGGUGGGCAUCGACUUCAAGGUGAAGACCAUCUACAGGAAUGACAAGAGGAUAAAGCUGCAGAUCUGGGACACUGCGGGACAGGAGCGCUACAGAACCAUCACCACCGCCUACUACCGCGGAGCCAUGGGCUUCAUCCUCAUGUAUGACAUCACCAACGAGGAGUCUUUUGCCGCUGUGCAGGACUGGUCCACCCAGAUUAAGACGUACUCAUGGGAUAACGCUCAGGUGCUGCUAGUGGGCAACAAGUGUGACAUGGAGGAUGAGAGGGUCGUGGCCUCUGAGAGGGGACGACAGCUCUCCGAGCAUCUCGGUUUUGAGUUUUUUGAGGCCAGUGCCAAGGACAACAUUAACAUUAAACAAACCUUCGAGCGGCUGGUGGACAUAAUCUGCGAGAAGAUGUCAGAGAGCCUGGAUGCCGCUGAUCCUGCAGUGACGGGAGCCAAACAGGGGCCGCAGCUCACCGAGCAGCCCACCGCUCCGCACCAGGACUGCGCCUGCUGAAAACCCCCCGGCUCUCUCUGCACUGCCUUGCACCAACACACAAAAACAACAAGUUUAGAUAUUUAAAAAGAACAAGAAACAUAAAACCCUCAAUUCCCAUACUGCCUCCUCUGGUCACACCCUCUAGCUCCGCCCCCUCCUCACUGAAAACUCAUUUUGACAUCUCAAACUUUGAAAUGAUUUUAUUCAACGUGCAAUCCAUUCGAUUUUAAAAGGAAAGCCUUAAUGCCCUUUAAAGGGAUAGCUCACCCAAAAAUUUGAAUUCUGUCAUGGUUUACGCUUCCUCAAGUUGUUCCAAACAAAAAUAUAUUAUGAAGAAUGUUUAACCAAACAGAUGUUGGUCUUCUUUAACUCCCUUAGUAUUAAAAAAAAUACUAUAAAAAGUAAAUGGGAACAUUUUAGUUUAAACACAUUCUUCAAAAUAUAUUUUAUGUUCAGCAGAAGAAAUUCAUACAGUUAUGAACAGUUAACAACAGUUAACUGUUAACAACUUGACGGAGAGUAAACAAUGACAGAAUACACAUAUUUGGGUGAACUAUCCCUUUAAGGGUUUGAUUAGGACUAUAAGUACGAUUAAGCCCGCAUUAUGUUUUAAUGACUUUAUAAUUAGGCCUAUAUUUAAAUGUUAGGAGUGUGUGAUUAGACGUAGGUUUGGCAUAGCACACAGAGUCAGUUAUCUUUGUUUUCGAUGCCUUCAUAUCACUUCAUAUUUUAAAUUUUUUUCUUCUUCUACACUUCCAUAUCCUUAAAUUAUUUAUGAACAAAUAGAAAAAGAGAACUGGAGAGCGAUAUCUAUAUAUUUAUUCCAAAAAGUGUACAUAAAUACAGUCCAGUAUUUAAAUGAUACAGUUAGAAAUACAUAUCUAAUAUGUUUUGUUAGUUUUUUUUUUUUAAUUACCAAUUUUGACAAAUAUAUAGAGAGUUAGAGAAGUCAAUUAAUACUGUUUUCAUGGUAAUUCUUUGCAGUGCUCGUCUCAAACCUUUCUUGCUUAUUUGUUUCUGUGUCAUUGUAUCUUGUUCACUGCCUUGCCUCAUGUAACUUCAGUCCCGGGACUGAAAGCCAGAUAUCAUACACAAACAUUCCUUAAUGUAAAUUUGCAUGGAAGGAAAUAAAGCCAUUUAGGCAAAUAGUGGUAGGAUUCCUUUCUCAGUGCUUCGUUAGGUCUAGUCAAGUGUAUUCCUAGUCAAAAUCUGAGUUUGAUUUGCAGCCAUGCUGUUGCUUAUUUCACUAUAGCAGCAGAGCCAUAAGCUCGACCUAUCAACAAUAUAUACGCUCUCAGAAUUUAGCAAAAGUUGCUGAGAUUUGACUGGCAUUUUCGAUAAUUACUUUCUAGACUGGCGUGUCCUGUAAAAGUAUUUACUUGGCUCUGUAAUUCCAGGCCUGCAAAUAUAAUGCAGAAAUCUGUUUGCAAAAAAUAAAAUAAAUAAAAAUAAAAACCCAGAUGAGUAUUAACGUUUACAUCUGCAAGAUCCUCCCUGAUAAUUCCUGCCUCUUUCCUUUGCUAUGCUGUCUUCCUUUAGAGAAAAUACAUUUACUGUAAAUACAUUUGACUCUUUGGUUUUCUGUGUGGACUGUUGUAUUGAUUAUGGGCUUUAAAAAAAAAUCUAGGUGAUAUUAAGAAAAAAGCUACAAAAGAGGAUAUAAAGGACGUUCUUUACAUGCUGUUGUGUAUGCCUGCUUGUGAAUGAAUGUCACUUUAUUACAGAGCAAUAUUGAAGAAAAUACCUUUUCAUGUGUUGCAGAAUAUUUACCAUAUUGUUGAAAUAAACAGAACGUGUUUGUAGGAUGUAAUGGGAAUGUGAAUGUUGGAUUAAGUGGAUUAAAUCCUAGUAAUGUUGUAAACCAAAGCAGGCAGAUAGACUGACUGUCACAUCUACUGUGGAGCAAGUUCGCAGAAAUUAAAUCGCCUGACUGUAUUUGUGGCAGAUGCUGUUCAUUAUUUAAAAACUGCUUAUGUUGAAAUCAAAAUGUUCAGUUCAAUGUAGGUGUCAGCAGAGCCUUUGCUACAUUCUCUAGGCCUGAGACGAGUUGUUUGUAGGUGGGUCCCCUCUCUUUUAGGCCUAAUGAGCAGUUGAUACAGACAAGAGGACCUUAGUGAGCCCCUCUCAUGACCAUGGAUGCCAGAAAAGGGAAGAGAAUGAGUCUGGAUCUUUAUUAACAUCACAGCUCAUCAUGUAAGGUAGCCGCUCCACGUUCAGAUCAGUUUAUCAUGACUAAGAGUUUGUUCUCCAUGUCCUACAUUUUUAUCUAGAAUUGUUUUUAUUCAUGCUUUCCAUUGAGAAUCUUUGUUUUGUUUUGUAUUAUUAUUAUUUUUUCCUCUGAUAAUCAAAUAUAAUAUACAAGGAAAAACACUAAUAUGCAGUUGUAAAUGUACUGUACUUACAAUAAGGGGUUUGGUGUCAAAAGUGUCCAGUGGUGAAAUUUACCAAAUCAACUGUCCAUGUUGUGAAAAUGACUGACCUUAUAAAAAAUAAAAAAAAUUGUGCCGUUUACUUGAGACU
This is a messenger RNA of Carassius auratus (goldfish), 3255 nucleotides long. It is a transcript of the gene rab3ab, whose product is annotated as RAB3A, member RAS oncogene family, b. The record is from RefSeq and is a predicted model, not a curated record. Bases 91 to 753 code for a protein of 220 amino acids. Gene Ontology annotation, molecular function: GTPase activity; GTP binding. NCBI's taxonomy places the organism in Eukaryota, Metazoa, Chordata, Actinopteri, Cypriniformes, Cyprinidae. The transcript is spliced from 5 exons.